UCAAGUUCCCGGAGGGCGGAGAGUUGGCCGCCAACUCUGUAAUAUCAGUAACGGAGCAGCGAGCGGACGAAAACUGGGAAACUCGCUUUACCCGAAACCCCGAGGAGACGAGACGGCUCUGGCUCGAAGUGAAACCAUGACCGGGAAUCCGGUGCCGGGAUGGGGCGUUCGUGCGCGGUGCGUAUAAUACAGGGACUUGUCGCUUCGCCUGCUACGAGUGCGGUUCUCGUGUGUUCCCCGGUAGAGGCAGCCGGAGGGCCAAUAAUGGCAGCCAGGCGGACUAGAGGGGUGACCGGCUCGGACCUGAGCCGGACUACCGUGGCCCGCGCUACCGCCAUAGCCGAGCAGCUGCGCUACGAGUGCUCCAUCUUACUGGAACUUUAUACAAAGAAGGAGAGUUUUGUUGCAGAUGUUGCCGACGGUCGUCUGGUGUCCGUACCUCCCCCUUCCUCCCAGCUGGACACCAGGGACAAGCUCUGGCGUCUCCACUCCGCUCUGCUCCAGUGCCGCAGCUUGCUGGAGAGCGCCAUCGCCAGGGAGGAAGAGGAGCUGGGCGGUGGGGAGAAGGGCGACUACGAGACCCAGAGGAACAUGGUGAAGAGCAGUCUGUCCUUCCUCCUGAUCACCACCGGAGAGCUCCUCAAAGCCGCCGACGGCGCGGCGGUCCCGACCCCUGGCGUGGAGGGCUUAGAGCAGUCAGUGGGGUCGACCGGUCUGUUUGAGCUGAAGCUUUGGGUGUACCGGAUCUUCAAGGAGGUGGACUACUGGACCAAGACGGCCAUCACCACUUUACAAGCGCUGCCCUCUGUGAUCGUCAAGCGGGCGAGGACCACGCGAGUCCGGAGUGUGAGAAGCGCCCGGCGAUGAGACGGGAGAAGUGUGUGUGUGUGUGUGUGUGUGGGCGUAGAGAAACUAAUGAGAGAGAGAGAGAGGUGAGAGAGAUAGGUGAGCGCAGGAAUCAGAAGAUGAAGGAAGGUGAAAAACUGACAUAUGUGGUGUGAAAAAGAAAGAGAUGAGUGAAAAUAGCCAGCCGUGAUAGUGAGACACAGAUCUCCACUGACGGGGAGAUGAGUGGGUUGAACAGAGGCCUUAGACAGAGAGGGAGCAAAAGACAAUAACCAUGUUCGUCAUAGCUAAUAACAACAUCUGUUGGAACGAGUUUAUUUGAAAUACGGCACAGUCUAAGACAACUUUAUAUUUAUUGUUUAGCUUUUAAGACGACAUCUAAGGAUGCGUCGAGAUUGAAAGAUAAGAAGCAGAGUUUCUUUCUUUCUUAUUUUGGUAUUGAGGAAUCGUAACGUCAUUUAACUGCAACUCAAGAUGCAUGCAGCUGUUUUUCUCACCUGCCAACGUCAACAUCCCGU
Molecule: messenger RNA, 1364 nt
Organism: Anarrhichthys ocellatus (wolf-eel)
Lineage: Eukaryota; Metazoa; Chordata; Actinopteri; Perciformes; Anarhichadidae
Exons: 3
Coding region: 160-867 (235 amino acids)
Biological process (GO): negative regulation of neuron apoptotic process; ciliary neurotrophic factor-mediated signaling pathway
Molecular function (GO): ciliary neurotrophic factor receptor binding
Source: RefSeq, a predicted model, not a curated record